AUGCCUCUUCUACCCCCCGUCUACAAUGAGGGCCGUACGACAAGCCGGCAGCCUAUCCGACGGGAGGUGAUUCCCCGCAGUCGAUUACCUACGCUCGUUGCUUUGGAUCAACCCACGGUUGUAAAAAGAAGCUCGUCAUCAACGGCUUCUUCCUCGUCCGAUAGCAGUGGUUCCUCGACCGCGUCAACACUGCCUGUUGUCUUGGGAGUAGUGGUCCCACUUGUUAUUGCCAUCGUCGUUUUAAUUGUUUUACACCGAAGACAUGUGAAAAAGCUGCGCCAUGAGGAUGCCAAUGAUAAACACAGGUCGCUUGACUUUGGCAUGGAUGUGGUAGAUUCGUCAGGUCCGGCGGGCGGUAUGCAGGAGGUUGAGAAAGCCCACACUAAGGGGAUGUCGAUGGAUAUGGUCAACCCAUAUCUUCUGCCACCUGGUCUCCAAGGCUCUCGUGAGUCUUUGCAUUCGCUGUCGCGGUCAAUUACCGGGGAGGAUGACAAAUUCCGCCGUGCGACGCACUCGAUCUUGCAUGCUGACAACAUGUCAGUGAACUCACCUCUACAUGGCGUUCAUGAUGAUGCCUCAAGCUUCACUGGGUCCGCUCGUCUUCCUGCAGGUGAUGAGAUGGGCCACGGUCUCCUGCGUAAUGCCCAACGGAUGUCGCGUUCCUCCCCGCCGCUGUACAACCCUCCGCCUGGCGAUAACCGAGCCCGUCAAAGCCCCAUCAAUCCUCAUGACAAUGGACUGGAAUUGAACCUUCCACCCAGCCUCAAUUCUGGAGGGCCCCCUUCUCAUGGUGCUAACUACCCUUCGGCGUACCCUGGUAUGGCCGAUCCCGACCCAGUCCAGAACCUUCCCACCCAUGCUACUCCUGGUCAGAACUACGAUACCUUGCCGUCACAAGAACCCCGGUUGCCCGAUCUGGGUCCCCUGCCAACGAAGCCGACUUUUGAGUCUGCGCAAGCUCCGUCUCUUUCGAUUCAGGUACCGAGAAUCUCGUUUCCGCUUAGCGAUGCUGCCAGCGAUUAUGGGGACGCCCGGAAUUCCGAGCUCAUGCUCCCAUCUAUCAAUAUCUCCGCUCAAGAAGAGGUUCAUAAAGAGAAGCCCACAAUCCCUGAGAUCCCCCAUCCUCCCCCCCAACCGAAGAUGAACGUGCCUGCUGGCCCUGACCCCCGCCGCAUGACUCUCGGCUUGCGCCCUCUACCCCCGGAGGACCCUUCGGACAACCCUGAACAGCGUGCCAACCGGAUCCGAUCCUUCUACAAGGAAUAUUUUGACGAAAGUAAACCUGGGAGGGAGUCGUAUUUUGCGGGCUAUGGCCUGGAUUAUUACGGAGAGGUCGACCCUACGACAGGGGAGUUCGAAGGCGGCUUCGUGCCUCCGUAUGCCGAGCCGGUCAACCGUCGUGCCAUGACGCCGCCGCCUCGCGCGCCUCCGCGGUUCCAGGGAGCAGCACGACACAUGGCUACCAACUCGGCUGGUGGUGGUGGAUUCCCCCCGCCGGGUCCCCGUGCUUUCUCGUCUGCCUCCGGCCGACUCCCUGCCCCCAAACCCCGCAAGCCGAUUCCUGCUCCCUCGCCUCUACAAGUCCUCCCCUCCCCUCAUAUGCUGAAAGACGAUUCCAUCAUGACCGCGGCUGAAUAUGCCCCAAGUGCAAGUGCCUCUGAACGACGAGAAGGUAGACCAGAGACGCCGAGAGGCGGGUUAAAACCUUUCAACCCGAUGACCGCCAUUCACAGUCCACUUGUCUCGGCAUUCGACGAGCUCGCGGCGAUACCAAGCCCGCACGCGCUACGGAAAUCAGCCACAUAUACAAGUCUGGACUUCGCGCCCCCUCCCAGGUUUAAGAACGGCGACACUUCAAGCGAUGCCGGCAGCAUUCGCAGUAACCGUACGGGCAUUUCGGCUACUCAUCUACAGAACAUCCGCAACGGAGCGUAUCGCAUCAGCCGUCUUCCAGCCGACACGGUGGGCACCAAGGAUGACCUCUACACCAGCCUACGCCCGACUUGGGAUAUGAAGCAGUAG
Penicilliopsis zonata CBS 506.65 is the source of this 2022-nucleotide messenger RNA. RefSeq lists its product as hypothetical. Bases 1 to 2022 code for a protein of 673 amino acids. Lineage: Eukaryota; Fungi; Ascomycota; Eurotiomycetes; Eurotiales; Aspergillaceae. The record is from RefSeq and is a predicted model, not a curated record. The transcript has 3 exons.